AUGGAUACAUCGGUGUUGGUUUCUUAUGGCUUAGUAAAGGUGAUACGUUCAGAAUUAGAGUACUUAAUACUCAUCAAGCAGAAGCUAUUGGUGCCUGGGUUCUACGUGCAAGUUGGACGCGCUCCGUGCCCACCCUGCUCUGUACUGCUACUCGGCUUCCUUGUCAAGGUGCCUGAGGAAGUGCACCAUGGCGAGGAGGAGGUGGAGACCUUUGCUUUUCAGGCAGAAAUCACCCAGCUCAUGUCGUUAAUCAUCAAUACAUUCUACUCAAACAAGGAAAUUUUCCUUCGAGAGUUGAUCUCCAAUGCUUCUGAUGCCUUGGACAAGAUUCACUACGAGAGCCUGACAGACCCUUCCAAGUUGGACAGUGGCAAAGAGCUGAAGAUUGACAUCAUCCCCAACCCUCGGGAGUGCACGCUGACCUUGGUGGACACAGGCAUUGGCAUGACCAAAGCUGAUCUCAUAAAUAACCUGGGAACUAUUGCUAAGUCUGGCACAAAGGCUUUCAUGGAGGCUCUCCAGGCUGGUGCAGACAUCUCCAUGACUGGGCAGUUUGGUGUUGGGUUCUACUCAGCCUACCUCGUGGCAGAGAAAGUGGUUGUGAUCACAAAGCACAACGAUGAUGAGCAGUAUGCCUGGGAGUCUGCUGGUGGAUCCUUCACAGUUCGUGCAGACCACGGUGAGCACAUUGUGCAGGGUACCAAAGUCAUCUUUCAUCUCAAAGAAGACCAGACUGAGUACUUAGAAGAGAGGAGGGUCAAGGAAGUGGUGAAGAAGCACUCGCAGUUCAUCGGCUACCCCCUCACCCUCUAUUUGGAGAAGGAACUAGAAAAGGAGAUCAGUGAUGAUGAGGCAGAGGAAGAGAAGGGUGAGAAAGAGAAAGAAGAUAAGGAUGAUGAGGAGAAGCCAAAGAUUGAAGAUGUGGGAUCAGACGAGGAAGAUGACAGUGGCAAAAAUAAGAAAAAGAAAACAAAGAAGAUUAAGGAGAAGUACAUUGACCAGGAAGAGUUGAAUAAGACUAAGCCAAUUUGGACCAGAAACCCUGAUGACAUCACUCAAGAGGAAUAUGGUGAAUUCUAUAAGAGCUUCACCAAUGAUUAGGAAGACCUUUCUGUAGAAGGUCAAUUGGAAUUCAGAGCAUUGCUCUUCAUUCCUCGGCGAGCUCCCUUUGACCUUUUUGAGAACAAGAAAAAGAAGAACAACAUCAAAAUGUUAGAUGUGUUCAUCAUGGACAGCUGUGAUGAGCUGAUACCUGAGUACCUCAACUUUAUCCAUGGCAUGGUUGACUUUGAGGACCUGCCCCUGAACAUCUCCCGAGAAAUGUUCCAGCAGAGCAAGAUCCUGAAAGUCAUGCGCAAGAACAUUGUGAAGAAGUGCCUUGAGCUCUUCUCUGAGCUGGCUGAAGACAAAGAGAACUACAAGAAAUUCUAUGAGGCCUUCUCCAAGAACUUAAAGCUGGGAAUCCAUGAAGACUCCACUAACUGCCGGCGCCUCUCUGAGCUGUUGUGCUAUCACACCUCUCAGUCUGGAGAUGAGAUGACUUCCCUGUCAGAGUACGUGUCUCGCAUGAAGGAGACACAGAAGUCCAUCUAUUGUAUCACUGGUGAGAGCAAAGAGCAGGUAGCCAACUCUGCCUUUGUGGAGCAUGUACGGAAGCGAGACUUUGAAGUGGUGUACAUGACUGAACCUAUUGAUGAGUUCUGUGUGCAGCAGCUCAAGGAAUUUGAUGGAAAGAGCCUGGUCACAGUGACUAAGGAAGGCCUGGAGCUACCAGAAGAUGAGGAAGAGAAGAAGAAAAUGGAGGAAAGCAAGGCAAAAUUUGAGAAUCUCUGCAAGCUUAUGAAGGAGAUCUUGGAUAAGAAGGUUGAGAAGGUGACAUUCUCCAAUAGGCUUGUGUCUUCACCCUGCUGCAUUGUGACAAGCACCUAUGGCUGGACAGCCAACAUGGAGCGGAUCAUGAAGGCCCAGGCACUCAGAGACAACUCUACAAUGGGCUACAUGAUGUCCAAAAAGCACCUGGAGAUCAACCCUGACCACCCCAUCAUGGAGACCCUGAGGCAGAAGGCUGAGGCAGAUAAGAAUGACAAAGCUGUCAAGGACCUGGUGGUGCUGCUGUUCGAGACUGCUCUGCUCUCCUCUGGUUUCUCACUCGAGGAUCCCCAAACCCACUCCAAUCACAUCUACCGUAUGAUCAAACUAGGCCUGGGUAUUGACAAAGAUGAGGUUACAGCAGAGGAACCCAGUGCUGCUGUCCCUGAUGAAAUCCCCCCACUAGAGGGUGAUGAGGAUGCCUCCCACAUGGAAGAAGUAGAUUAGAGAUCCCCUGGGAAGACCAUGUCCUCUAUAUAGUUUCCCUGUGGCCCCUCCCAGAAGCCUUGGCUGGCCCUGACCUACCUGGCUCUCUGCUCAUGCUAGAGGAUCUCUCAUCCUGUCCUUGUGCCUUAAGGCAGGAAACCCCCUCCCACAGAAUAGCAAGGUUGGGUAUUGUGUAUUGUGGUUCUUUUGUUUGUUUAUUUUGUUCUGAAAUUAAAAGUAUGUGAAAAUAAAGACAA
This is a messenger RNA of Mesocricetus auratus (golden hamster), 2552 nucleotides long. RefSeq names its product heat shock protein HSP 90-beta-like. Gene Ontology annotation, cellular component: protein-containing complex; plasma membrane; cytosol. Gene Ontology annotation, molecular function: ATP-dependent protein folding chaperone; disordered domain specific binding; ATP hydrolysis activity. NCBI's taxonomy places the organism in Eukaryota, Metazoa, Chordata, Mammalia, Rodentia, Cricetidae. Gene Ontology annotation, biological process: protein stabilization; cellular response to heat; protein folding. The record is from RefSeq and is a predicted model, not a curated record.